AUGGUUUUCUCAUUGGAUGAAGAACUUAGCAACGUGACAUUACAUGAUGAUGACGUUAACUAUAAUAACGGGAUUCCAGUAACUAAACUCGGAAGCAAAAAUGAAGAUCUACCAUCAUUUGAAUUUAAUGAUAAUUUGAUGACUAUGGAUGAACAUUUAAAUACUCAAACUUCACCUGAGGAGAAAAGAACCAGAAGACGUUCAUCAGUUUUGGCCAAAUUUCCUGUACUUUCACCCGUUCAUACUAGACGUGUAUCUAUAUCUAAUAAUUCCCCGAACGUUGUCAGUCACCUAACAAGUUCCUUUAGGAACACACCUUCUGAUAUUGCUGUCCAAAAAGAAAAUAUUAAUACAGGUAGUAUUAUUGGUGAAGCUAUUGAUAUGAGACCAACAACCGUCAGAACGAUUCAAGAUUUCAAACCAAUUAGAGUCUUAGGGAAAGGUGCGUAUGGAAAAGUUAUCUUGGUUAAAGACAAAUAUUCCACCAAGUUGUAUGCCAUGAAACAAUUAAAAAAAGCUGAAAUUUUAAUUAAUGAUAAUGAUAAAAAAAAUACCGACAAAGAAAAUGAUAAUAUUGAAGUUACUGAUGAAUUGACCAUGAGAAGAGACCUAGAUAAAAGAAUAGAGAGAACUUUUGCAGAAAGAACGAUUUUAUCUCAAUUAGAACACCCGAAUAUUGUAAAAUUGUUCUAUUCGUUCCAUGAUCAAUCCAAAUUAUACCUAAUCCUUCAAUAUAUUCCAGGUGGUGAACUGUUCUACCAUUUAAAAGAACAUGGGACAUUAGAAGAGGAUACAGUCGCAUUUUAUGCUGCCGAGGUAAGUUGUGCAUUAAAAUUCUUACAUGAUAAUGGUAUUGUCUACAGAGAUUUAAAGCCUGAAAACUGUCUUCUUAAUCAAAGGGGUCACUUAGUUCUAACUGAUUUUGGUCUAAGUAAGAAAGGUACUACAGAUCCAACUAAUGAUUCUACAUCUUCUGAUUCUGAUCUGGAAAAGGAUGAUAUAUAUACUUUGCAUUCUAUUAUUGGAACACCUGAAUAUGCUGCCCCAGAAAUUUUACAAGGGUUAGCAUAUAAUAAGAAUUGUGAUUGGUAUUCACUUGGUUGUUUACUUUACGAUAUGUUGGUUGGUAAACCUCCGUACACAGGGAACAAUCAUAAAGUAAUUCUGAAUAAAAUCCAAAAGGAUAAACAAGGUCCAAGAAUUCCAUAUUAUCUAAGUGAAGGUAUGAAGGAUAUGUUGAAUUGGUUGUUGAAGAAGGAUAAAACGAAGAGGUGGGAUGUAGACAGAUAUUGGAGGGAGGAACCUAUCGUUAAGCAGAAGGGUGCUAACAAUAAUAAUAACAAGAAAAAGAAAGCCGGUAAGCAGCGUGUAACUAAAUUUCAAUCGCAUUUUAUAUUCAGGAAGAUUAAUUGGAAAGAGAUGGAAACUGGGUACCUUCAAAAGACAACAUUAGGUCCAAUUGUACCAAUUAUCACCGAUUGGGAAUUAGCUGAAAAUUUUGAUACUGAAUUUACAUCUAUGUCAUUCGAAGAAAAUCAUAUGGAUGAUGGUAUUCCAAUUGCCGAGAAUAAGAACCAUUCUUUGACUACUCCUGAUAUAUUUAAAGGAUUUAGUUUUAAAGCGAGUGGGAGUUAUCUGGAGAGGCAUUUCUAA
Molecule: messenger RNA, 1653 nt
Organism: Maudiozyma barnettii
Lineage: Eukaryota; Fungi; Ascomycota; Saccharomycetes; Saccharomycetales; Saccharomycetaceae
Gene: YPK3
Product: putative protein kinase YPK3
Exons: 1
Coding region: 1-1653 (550 amino acids)
Biological process (GO): protein phosphorylation
Molecular function (GO): ATP binding; protein serine/threonine kinase activity
Source: RefSeq, a predicted model, not a curated record